AUGGCGGCGACGGCGGGGAAUCGCGCCUCGUCGUCGGGAUUCCCGGGCGCGGGGACAUCCAGCCCGGAGGCCGGGGGCGGCGGCGGAAGCGGCGGCGGCGGCGGCGCAGGAGGGAGCGUUCCGAAGGCGAGCAGCGCGCCGGCGGCGGCCGCCGCGGGCUUCCUGCGGGAUCCGGGCGGCGCGGGCCGCGAGCGCGCGGACUGGCGGCGGCGGCAGCUGCGCAAAGUGCGGAGCGUGGAGCUGGAGCUGCCCGGCGAGCCGGCGCUCUUCCUGGGCUGCGAGCCGGCGCCCGAACCCGCGGACCCGACGCCGGGCGGGAGCAGCGCUUUGCCGCCCGUGCCCGCCGCGCAGCCGUGUCCCGCCGCAGCCGCCGGCCGCAGCGGCGUCGGUGUCCACCCCGCUGCACAGGCGCUGACCGCGCUGGACAGCGGAGCCCCGUGCAUCGCGGCGGACGAGCCCGGGGAGAAGCGGACGUCCGCUACCGAGCCGUCUCCGGCAGCGGUCCCCUCCUCCGGCCGUGAGAUGGAGAGUAAAGAGACUCUCAAAGGACUGCACAAGAUGGACGACCGCCCGGAGGAGCGGAUGAUCCGGGAGAGGCUGAAGGCCACCUGCAUGCCCGCCUGGAAGCACGAGUGGCUGGAGAGGAGGAACCGGAGGGGCCCGGUGGUGGUAAAACCAAUCCCUAUUAAAGGAGAUGGACCUGAAAUGAGUAACUUGGCAGCCGAGUCUCAAGGGGAGAGCCGGGCGAGCUCCGUCUCACCAGCCCCCAAAGGCCGACGCAGCCCGUCUCCUGGCAGCUCUCCAUCGAGUCGCACGGUGAAGUCGGAGUCUCCAGGAGUCAGGCGAAAACGAGUUUCCCCAGUGCCUUUUCAGAGCGGCAGGAUCACCCCACCCCGAAGAGCCCCUUCGCCAGAUGGCUUCUCCCCGUACAGCCCCGAGGAGACGAGCCGCCGCGUGAACAAGGUGAUGCGGGCCAGGCUCUACUUACUGCAGCAGAUCGGGCCCAACUCCUUCCUGAUCGGAGGAGACAGCCCCGACAAUAAAUAUCGGGUGUUUAUUGGCCCACAGAACUGUAGCUGUGGCCGAGGGACGUUCUGCAUCCAUCUGUUGUUCGUGAUGCUCCGGGUGUUUCAGCUGGAACCUUCCGACCCGAUGUUAUGGAGGAAAACCUUAAAGAAUUUUGAGGUUGAGAGUUUGUUCCAGAAAUAUCACAGUAGACGUAGCUCGAGAAUCAAAGCCCCAUCUCGUAACACCAUCCAGAAGUUUGUCUCACGCAUGUCAAAUUCUCAUACAUUGUCAUCAUCCAGUACGUCCACAUCUAGUUCAGAAAACAGCAUAAAAGAUGAAGAGGAGCAGAUGUGCCCCAUCUGCCUGCUGGGCAUGCUGGACGAGGAGAGCCUGACGGUGUGUGAGGACGGCUGCCGCAACAAGCUGCACCACCACUGCAUGUCCAUCUGGGCAGAAGAAUGUAGAAGGAAUAGAGAACCUUUAAUAUGUCCCCUUUGUAGAUCUAAGUGGAGAUCCCAUGAUUUCUACAGCCACGAGCUGUCGAGCCCCGUGGAUUCCCCAGCCUCCCUGAGGGCAGCCCAGCAGCCGAGCUCUCAGCAGCAGCCUUUGGCUGGGUCACAAAGAAGGACUCAAGACAGCACCUUUAACCCCACUCACUAUGGAACCCAGCAGAUCCCACCCGCUUACAAAGACGUAGCUGAGCCAUGGACCCAGGUGUUCGGGAUGGAGCUCGUUGGCUGCUUAUUUUCUAGAAACUGGAAUGUGAGAGAGAUGGCCCUCAGGCGGCUCUCCCACGACGUCAGUGGGGCCCUGCUGCUGGCCAACGGGGAGAGCGCCGGCAGCUCUGGAGGCGGCAGCGGCGGCCCAAGCGCGGGAGCCGCCAGCGGGCCCCCGGCGAGCACCUCGGGAGACGUGGUGCAGGCAUGCUGCAGCGUCCUGGCCGUCGUCUGCGCCGACCCUGUCUACAAAGUGUACGUUGCUGCUUUAAAAACAUUGCGAGCCAUGCUGGUAUACACUCCUUGCCACAGUUUGGCAGAAAGGAUCAAACUCCAGCGACUGCUGCGGCCAGUUGUGGACACCAUCCUCAUCAAAUGUGCAGAUGCCAAUAGCCGCACGAGCCAGCUGUCCAUAUCAACGCUGCUGGAACUGUGCAAGGGCCAAGCGGGAGAGCUGGCAGUUGGCAGAGAAAUCCUGAAAGCUGGAUCCAUUGGUAUUGGUGGUAUUGAUUAUGUGUUAAGUUGUAUUCUUGGAAACCAAACUGAAUCAAACAACUGGCAAGACCUUCUGGGCCGCCUUUGUCUCAUAGAUAGACUGUUGCUGGAAUUUCCUGCUGAAUUUUAUCCUCAUAUCGUCAGUACUGAUGUGUCACAAGCUGAGCCUGUUGAAAUCAGGUAUAAGAAACUGCUGUCCGUCUUGGCCUUUGCUCUGCAGUCCAUCGACAACCCUCACUCCAUGGUCGGUAAGCUCUCACGCAGGAUCUACAUGAGCUCCGCCAGGAUGGUCACCGCCGUACCCAGCGUGUUUUCAAAACUGCUAGAAAUGCUGAGCGUUUCCAGUUCCACUCACUUCGCCAGGAUGCGGCGGCGUCUGCUGGCCAUUGCGGAGGAGGUGGAAAUCGCCGAAGCCAUCCAGCUGGGCCCAGAAGGCUCUCCGGACGGCCGGCAGGACGGCCUCCCACAGGCGCUGGCCCCUGGCAGCUAUGCCGAGGGUGGCUCCCUCGGGCGCACGGGCCAUCUGGAGAAAGCCGAGAGAGGGCUGUGUGCCCCAAGCCUGAGUGCUAGUUCGGAGGACAUUCCUGACAGACUCGGUGGCCCUUCAGUAGCACCGUGUGGUUCAACAACAGAGCAACCAAAGCCCGUGGUUCAAACGAAAGGCAGACCCCACAGUCAGUGUUUGACCGCCUCUCCUCUGUCUCAUCUUUCCCAGUUAGGGUUCCCAGCCACCUCACCUCCCUCGGCACCUGCCCCGUCUGCACCAGCUGGCUCUGCAACAGACACCUCCAAGCACAGACCUCAGGGCUUCGUCCCCUGCAAAAUACCCUCUGCAUCUCCCCAGACGCAGCGCAAGUUUUCUCUCCAGUUCCACAGAAACUACCCUGAAAACAGAGACUCCGAGAAACUAUCCCCAAUCUUUACUCAGUCAAGACCCCUACCCUCCAGUAACAUACACAGGCCAAAGCCAUCUCGACCUCCCCCGGGUCAGCCAGGCAAGCAGGGAGAUGCCUCGGAGCACAGCAUGACCCUGGAGCUGAGCAGUGCGUCCGUCAUACCCAGUGACGAGACAGUGUUCAGCCCGGUGGAGGACAGGUGCAGGUUAGACGUCAACACAGAGCUCAACUCCAGCAUCGAGGACCUGCUUGAAGCAUCUCUGCCUUCAAGUGACACGACAGUCACUUUUAAGUCAGAAGUGGCCGUCCUAUCUCCCGAAAAGGCUGAAAACGACGACACCUACAAAGAUGACGUGAGCCACCAUCAGAAGUGCAAGGAGAAGAUGGAAGCAGAAGAGGAGGAAGCGCUAGCGAUCGCCAUGGCGAUGUCAGCCUCUCAGGACGCCCUCCCAGUGGUUCCUCAGCUGCAGGUUGAAAAUGGGGAAGAUAUCAUCAUCAUUCAACAAGAUACACCGGAGACUCUACCAGGACACACCAAAGCCAAACAGCCCUACAGGGAAGAUGCCGAGUGGCUGAAAGGCCAGCAGAUUGGCCUUGGAGCGUUUUCUUCCUGUUACCAGGCACAAGAUGUGGGCACUGGAACUUUGAUGGCGGUGAAGCAGGUGACGUACGUGAGGAACACGUCCUGCGAGCAGGAGGAGGUGGUGGAAGCGCUGCGGGAGGAGAUCAGGAUGAUGAGCCACCUGAACCACCCCAACAUCAUCCGGAUGCUGGGCGCCACGUGCGAGAAGAGCAACUACAACCUCUUCAUCGAGUGGAUGGCGGGAGGCUCUGUGGCCCAUCUCCUGAGCAAGUACGGAGCCUUCAAGGAGUCCGUAGUUAUUAACUACACUGAGCAGUUACUUCGAGGCCUUUCGUAUCUCCAUGAAAACCAGAUCAUCCACAGAGAUGUCAAAGGUGCCAACUUGCUCAUUGACAGCACAGGCCAGAGGCUGAGGAUUGCAGACUUCGGGGCUGCGGCCAGGCUGGCUUCGAAAGGAACUGGUGCCGGAGAGUUUCAGGGACAGCUGCUGGGGACAAUCGCCUUCAUGGCUCCUGAGGUGCUGCGAGGUCAGCAGUACGGUAGGAGCUGCGACGUGUGGAGCGUCGGCUGCGCUAUCAUAGAAAUGGCCUGUGCGAAACCGCCCUGGAACGCAGAAAAACACUCCAACCACCUUGCCUUGAUAUUUAAGAUUGCUAGCGCGACCACCGCACCAUCCAUCCCUUCACACCUGUCGCCCGGCCUCCGCGACGUGGCCCUUCGUUGUUUAGAACUGCAACCUCAGGACAGACCGCCCUCCAGAGAGCUGCUGAAGCAUCCAGUCUUCCGUACGACGUGGUAGCCAGUUACUCAGACCAGCUGUAACAGAGACAGGAUGCUCAAUGAGAGAGAGAGAAAGAAGAAGAAAAACUCCUGUGGGGAACCACAUUGAUUUCUGCUGGCCUUCAAACCCCUGGACAGCUAUGAAUGAGGUCAGCGGGGCGCCCUUACCUAAGUAUGUGAUCGACAAAUCAUGACCUGUACCUAAGCUCAGUAUGCAAAAGUCCCCAACGUGUGCAGAAACUGUGAACUGUGCCUUUGGAAGAGCGAGCCCCGGGCGGGCGGGGAAGCAGCGAGGUCGCGUGCUGAAAUCACAGCGGCCUACGUUUAUUAUUUCUUUUCUUGGAGCACUUUUUCAGCAAUAUUAGCAGCUGAGGGGCUCAGGACCUAUUCGAACGUAUCAGUUUUCUCUUCCAUGUCCCACGGUGGUCACGGUGACGCAGUGCAGGCGUUCUACACUUCCGUUUGUCUCCUGUCACUGACGGUGAAAUCAGUCACUGCUUCUCUUAGGCUGGAGAACGCUGUGAGGAGCAGUAAAUACGUGCAUGUGUCUGAGAGCGCAUAACUCCUCCGCGACCCACAGUUGACUUUUUGUGUUUAAUGCCUGGGCAGCUGUGGUUCGUUGUGCAUUUUACUGUUGGCCCAUUCAUUUCGUGUUUGUUUGUUCUUUUUAAAAUCGUGGUUCUGUGCUUUCAUUUCAUCUUCAUUUGUGUUUAAUAUUCAGGGAAAGGUGAUCUCUUCAAACCAGAAAAAAAAAAAAAAAUAGCACUAGGUGUGAACUAGAGUUUAUUAAAUAUCUUGCUAUUGCAAGAGUUUUUAAAUACAGAUUUCAUGUUUUGUUUUUAAAUUGGCAUAUGGUAAAGUACUGCCUGCCUUGAGACAGUUGCUGCUCUUACUGUACAGGUUAACUAUGAAUUCUCUGAAAAUCGGCAGUACUCCCAAGAUCGAGACGACCUUGAAAUUGAUGUGAAUUUUUCAUCUGUUUCCUCCUCCUAACCUGUAGGAACCUUCACUCCAGUUAGAGUCUUACUCUGUUUAACAAUCCAUCAUUCAUUCGGUACCACUGACCACACCAAGGUGGUGCUUCCCUUCUGCCAUGCAGGACGGGGAAGAAAAACAAUCACUCGACUACCAAUCAGUAACAUUUGAAACAAUAAAUUUGCUUUGAACUUGGAAAAUGUUUCGGAAAGAAAAGCCAAGUCAAAUUUUAUAUACACACUCAUUCUUGGAUUUUGCACAAUUAUUGAAUUGUUUUAGUCUGGAAUGGAGCUCAGAUGCAUGGAAUAGCGAAGGGAAAUGGUAGCUCUUUUAUCUUGUGUGUGUGUGUGUGUGUGUGUGUGUGUGUGUGUGUGUGUGUGUGUCUUUUAAAUCAAGUACUGAUUAACUAUUAAAUAUAACUUUGAGAUGUUUUAACUCUUCAGAAGCCAGUGUGAAAUAGAAUUGGUUAUUCUCAAAGACUCAGGAUAAACUAAAUAAGCUAUGUAGAGUACAUUUUAAAUGUACAACACAAAUUGGAAAUAAAGUAAUUAUAAGAUAAGUUUACAGGGAUAUGUUGCAUAUAAUUUUAAAAGACGGUUUUUUUUAUGUGAAUGUGUUUAUUAGUGAAAUUUUACAUUCCUUUGUUUUGGAAGAUUGGCAAUAUUUGAAGAGUUAAAAAUAGUACAGAAAUGUGAAGUUUGGUAACUAAAUGUGUUGUAUUUGACUUUCUUCUUUAUUUUCUUUAAUUUUUUUUUAAUUUUUUGACUACUUAGAAUUUUUACAAUUCUAAUACGAUUGUUUCUAAGUCUCUCAUGUGCAAGCUUUAAAGGACUCACUCUUGCCAUUUUGUGUACUGGAAGAUCUUUGGUCAGACGAAUCGUGUCUGACAGGUGUAAACUGUGUCAACUGAGGACCUACAGCGAAUCAGUAUUACUUUGCAGGUCAACGUGCCCACCGCGUUUCAAACUCAGACUGUCUGUAGAUGUCAAAACCCAUUGGGUUUGAGUUUGUUUGCAGUUCCCUCAGCUUGCUGGUAAUUGUGGUGUUUUGUUUUCAAUGCAAAUGUGAUGUAAUAUUCUUAUUUCCUUUGGAUCAAAGCUGGACUGAAAGUUGUAUUGUGUAAUUAUUUUUGUGUUUUUAAUGUUAUUUGGUACUCAAGUUGUAAAUAACGUCUACUGCUGUUUAUUCCAGUUUCUACUACCUCAGGUGUCCUAUAGAUUUUUCUUCUACCAAAGUUCACUUCACAAUGAAUUAUAUUUGCUGUGUGACUAUGAUUCCUAAGACUUCCAGGGCUUAAGGGCUAACUUCUCUUAGCACCUUACUAUGUAAGCAAAUGUUACAAAAGAAAAGAAAAAAAAAAAAAAAAACUCUGGGUUAAGAAAAUUUGGCUUAAAUAUAUCCUUUGUUAUUUUAAAUAUAUCAAGAUAUUUUAAUUAAAAUUUUUACCCCAUUGAACCAAUUUUAUAGUAUUUGUACCUAUUUUGGUGUUUUGUCUUUAUAGUAAAUAAAAGUUUUUGAACAAAAGUUAA
Jaculus jaculus (lesser Egyptian jerboa) is the source of this 6982-nucleotide messenger RNA. RefSeq names its product mitogen-activated protein kinase kinase kinase 1 (gene Map3k1). The record is from RefSeq and is a predicted model, not a curated record. The transcript is spliced from 20 exons. Gene Ontology annotation, cellular component: cytoplasm. NCBI's taxonomy places the organism in Eukaryota, Metazoa, Chordata, Mammalia, Rodentia, Dipodidae. Gene Ontology annotation, biological process: protein phosphorylation. Gene Ontology annotation, molecular function: protein serine/threonine kinase activity; ATP binding; zinc ion binding. The coding region runs from base 1 to 4497 and encodes 1498 amino acids.